AUGGAUUCCUGGGCUGCCCACUCUGCCGCGCCGGCCAACCUCAAGUUCGAGAACCCGGUCGAGUCUCUCCUAGCCACGCCUGGCGAGAUCUUCCCUGAAGUCUUCGGUUCCGAGCGGGCGACAUCAGCAACCCCAUCCCUUGACAUCAUGUCACCGGCUUCCAUGGCAGACGACGCCCAUGCCGACCUCACGGCUCUUGCUUCUCUCACAGUUCCUCAGAUCCCGCCACGCUCGACGCCUGGCUCGACACCGGCGCCAGAAACCGAGAAGAAGCCUGUCAAGAAGAGGAAGUCGUGGGGUCAAGUCCUUCCAGAGCCCAAGACAAAUCUUCCACCGAGGAAACGUGCCAAGACCGAGGACGAGAAGGAACAACGUCGCGUCGAACGCGUUUUACGCAACCGUAGAGCUGCCCAAUCGUCACGAGAGCGCAAGCGACUCGAGGUUGAGGGUUUGGAGAAACGCAACAAGGAGCUUGAGGCCCUUCUCAUGCAGGCUCAGCAGAUCAACCAGACUCUCAUUGCCGCACUCCGUGAAAACGGUGUUGCUCCUACAAUUGCCACACGACCGGGAUCCUUCGAUGGCCUCAACCCCACCCCAGUCACCUUCUCACAAGAGCUCUUCAGCUCACAAGAUGGCCACAACGUGCCGAAUCACAACUCUCUCGACCAACUAUUCCCUACAAUCAAGACCGAAGAGACCGUCAACCCAGCAUCUCUCUCUCCAGCCUUGACCCCUAUCCCCGAGAUGGAGGAGGAGGACGUCGAGCAACCAACGGCGGCUCAACCUGUUGCGGAUACUACCUGCACUGCGACUGUGAACACUUCCCCCGAUGCGACACAACAUCCUGCUGCGGUGUUGUGUGGUGACCUGCAGUGUCGGUCGGCGGAAGUGCCACGCUCCAAGUGUCUGGUAGUGUCCCAGCAGUCUCAGCCCCCUUCGAUGGAUUCUCUCUUUCUGGCCCUCCUCUCGGCGUCAGCAAUCUCGUGGAUGAUUUCACUUUUUCAAAGGCCUUUGAUGCUGAUCGCUACAUCCAUGAAACGGAAUUUUUCUCUUCCCCCAGCCCCAGCAAUUUUGAUGAGUAUAGUAUGGCUGGUGACGACACCGAAGCCCUUCACUUCCAGGCAAACCACGAGAACUUCUUCGACGAAUUCAUCAACCCCGAAUCCCAAAUUCGAAACAGCAACGAGCAGCAGCCGCAGCAACAAUCUGAACUCUGCGCAACCGCGAACGCGUCACUCCACAACCUUGCGUAUCCGAACGCUUCGGAAGAUCCUUACCAGCAGCCCCAUCUUGGCGCGUCCUUUAAUGGAUGCGACGAUGGAGGUAUUGCGGUGGGUGGUAUCUGAAGAAGGGCGCACGGUACCCCAGGUUUCUGGAGAGGACGCUUCGGCAAUGGCGACAGCUGACAGAAAGGAGCAGCGAGCGCAGCCAAGUACUGGAUUGCUGGCAUUUUGGCCCAAGGGCGCAAUGUUGCCAUCGAAGGAAGUUUUGCUUACCUUGAUCUGGACUCUGAGGGUGGAAGAGCGGAAGAUGAGAGUCCGCGCACAACUCAGGGGCUCCUCCUCGAAACUCUGUGGGUCAACCGGUGUCCCGUCAGUGAGGACACACACACCAACCACAACUGAUAAUAACAAACUUCAACAACAAUACAAGUUGAAGGUAAUACCAAGGCGGAAGUUGAAGGCUGGGUCUUGUGCCCUUCCCAAAACUCACCUCGACACAGAGCGUCGCAGGAUGUCUUGA
Molecule: messenger RNA, 1743 nt
Organism: Sordaria macrospora k-hell
Lineage: Eukaryota; Fungi; Ascomycota; Sordariomycetes; Sordariales; Sordariaceae
Biological process (GO): positive regulation of transcription by RNA polymerase II
Molecular function (GO): DNA-binding transcription factor activity, RNA polymerase II-specific
Source: RefSeq, a predicted model, not a curated record